CUGCUGGCGCUGGGCCUGGUCCUGGCGGCGCUGGGCGCGGCGUACGGGCAGCAGCACCGCGCCGACUACGACCGAGAGGCGCUGCUCGGAGGGCAGGAGGAGGCGGAGGAGUACGCGCGGCUCAGCCCGGAAGAGCAGCAGCGGCGGCUGAAGGCCAUCGUCCGGAGGAUCGACGCGGACGACGACGGCCUGCUCAGCAAGGAUGAGCUGAGCUCCUGGAUACAGCAGUCAUUUAAACACUACGUUACACAAGAAGCUAAGCAACACUUCCAAGACUAUGACAAAAAUGGUGAUGGAUUAGUGUCCUGGAAGGAGUACAACUUACAAAUGUACGAUCGCGAAAUUGAUUUUGAUGAGAACACUGUCCUGGAGGAUCAAGAGGAAGAAUCAUUUCGACAGGAGAAAAAGCGUUUUGAAAAAGCUAAUAGGGAUGAUGAUCCUGAUCUAACUGUGGAUGAAUUUAUUGCUUUUGAACAUCCCGAAGAAGUGGAGUAUAUGACGGACUUUGUCAUUGAGGAGGCUUUGGAAGAACAUGACAAAGAUGGUGAUGGAUUUGUGAGCCUGGAAGAAUUCCUUGGUGAUUACAGAAGAGACCCAACUGCCAAGGAAGAUCCAGAAUGGAUACUUGUUGAGAAGGAUCGAUUUGUGAAUGACUAUGACAAGAAUAGUGAUGGGAAACUCGACCCUCAAGAGCUGUUAGCCUGGAUAGUACCUAAUAACCAGGGCAUCGCACAGGAGGAGGCUCUUCACCUGAUUGAAGAAAUGGAUCUGAACAAUGAUAAAAAGCUUUCUGAGGCAGAAGUUCUUAAGAACCAGGAUUUGUUUCUUAACAGCGAAGCAACGGAUUACGGCAGGCAGCUUCACGAUGAACGCUUCUACCACGAAGAACUUUAGAUUAUUUAUUUUGUAAUCUGUUUUUCUUCCCCUUCUUUCAUUGGGAGCCUUUGUUAAAUGCGCUCACUUUUCAGCUUUGUUGCAAGUUUUAUGCUGUAAUUACAAUAGAAUAACGUUUGUGUAAAUACUUAGCAUUCAAAAUGGAAUUGCCCUCCUGCAGACUUCCUUAGGCCUCUUCUCGCCUUCAAAAUUCAUCUUAAAUACUUACUCCAAAAUUACAUAGCAAUGGGAAAGAAAUUAGUUAAGGUAUAGCACUGUAUUGUGCAGGGCUGUGUGACUAUACUUCAAAUAAAUGGAUAAUCUAAAUGGCUGUGAAGGAAUUCAAAACCGAAAAUGAGACUACUAUUUUUUUCUAAUCAGUUUAAU
Molecule: messenger RNA, 1260 nt
Organism: Numida meleagris (helmeted guineafowl)
Lineage: Eukaryota; Metazoa; Chordata; Aves; Galliformes; Numididae
Gene: RCN2
Product: reticulocalbin 2
Exons: 7
Cellular component (GO): endoplasmic reticulum
Molecular function (GO): calcium ion binding
Source: RefSeq, a predicted model, not a curated record